UAUUACUCCUAUAUAUGUUUAUUAAACACGACGAGUAACAUUUGUUUGACUUUGAAAUUGUGCGUGGAUGAUUAAUAAAAUUACUUUGGAAAUGGCGAAUAUUCCGUCAAUACAAGAUAUUGAAGCGGUUGACGAUAAUUGGGGUCCAACAUUUCGUUCGAUACUUGAAAAUGAUUCAAACGAUAUAUUAUCCGAUCAAAUUGAGGCCCGAAUUCGUUCGCACGAUAAGGAUAUCGAACGUAUUUGUAAUCUAUACUAUCAGGGAUUCAUAGAUUCGAUACGUGAAUUACUGCAUGUACGAACGCAAGCCAAUAAUCUCAACGAAGAAGUGAUGCAAUUGGAUGGAACAUUGGGAAAAGCAUCAACAGGUGUUUUAGCCAAAGGAAAAGAUCUGGUACGAGCACGAAAAAUUGAAAGUAACAUUGCAAAUACAAUCGAUGCAUUGAGCAGUUGUUUGCCGGUGCUGGAAUGCUUUACAAAACUAUUGAAACAAGUCGAAGAUAAGCGAUACUAUCCGGCGUUGAAAACGCUUGAGGUUUUAGAAAGUGAACACUUGCCAAAAAUGGAGAAGUAUCGAUUUGCAUCGCAAAUGAAAAGUGCCGUUCCAAAGCUCAAAGAGCAAAUUAAACAAUCUUCCGAAGAAGAUUUUCGUGAAUUUUUAGAGAAUAUUCGUAAGUAUUCGCCGAAAAUUGGUGAAGUUGCAAUGCGACACACAAAAAAGCAUCAAAAACGUGAUUUAACUUCGAUUAUAAACGAAUAUAAAACAACAAUGAACUCAAACGAUGACUAUUCGGUGGACGAAGAUGAUAUGUCCGCACAAGAUUGGAUUGAUUUUUCACCAAUUUAUCGUUGCCUUCACAUUUACACCGUUCUCAAUGACAAAGAAUAUUUUGAAAAAGAUUAUCGAAAACAGAGGCGCGACCAAGCGAAAUUGGUGUUGCAAACGCCACAAGCAAUGCACGACAACUUGGAGGCGUAUAAAAAUUAUAUUUAUUCAAUUGUUGGUUUUUUUAUCGUCGAAGAUCAUGUGAUGAAUACAGCCGGUGAUGUGGUCAAUCGUUCGUAUUUAGAUGAUUUAUGGUCAUCGUCGUUGUCACGAGCUGUAAAUGUACUUAGCAUGAGCUCAUCAUCGUGCACCGAUCCAAAUAUUUUGCUUCGCAUUAAAAAUUUGAUAAUGCUUUGCAUAACAACAUUGAAAACAUAUGGUUAUACGGUGUCACAGCUUUGGGAUUUAUUGCUUGAAAUGAGAGAUCAUUACAAUGAGGUGCUGUUACAACGAUGGGUCAACGAAUUCCGGGAAAUUUUAAAUAAAUGCGACUAUUUGCCACUACAAGUGCAUGAUCAAGAGCAAUACGAUGCGGUUUUGGAGCGUUUUCCAUUCCAUUCGGAGCAAUUGGAGGCUCAGCCAUUCCCAAAGAAAUUCCCAUUUUCGACCAUGGUUCCGGAGGUAUACCAUCAAGCAAAAGAAUUUAUGUAUGCUUGCAUGAAAUUCUCGGAAGAAUUGACACUGUCCCCGAACGAAAUUGCAGCAAUGGUCCGUAAAGCGGCCAAUCUUUUGCUAACGAGAAGCUUUAGCGGAUGUUUAUCGGCCAUUUUUCGUAAUCCAAGUCUUGCGCUUAUGCAAGUUGUGCAAAUUAUUAUUGAUACACAGUAUUUGGAGAAGGCUGGCCCAUUUUUGGAUGAUUUUGUAUGUAAGGUGACCGGAACACAGCAAGAAAUUAAGCAAGCCCCAUCGGCCAUGUUUCAAGUGGCACGAGCCGAAGCCGAGAUGCAAGUUUCGGCCAAAUUAUGUUCGAAAUUAGAUGAAUUUUUUGAAGAGCUUGAAAAUUAUGAUUGGCUAUUGCCCGAUCCGAAGGGACAUGCAUCUCAGUUUAUUUCCGAUAUGAUUGCUUUUUUGCAAAGUACAUUUCAAAGUUUUUCCUAUUUGCUGCCAAAUGUUGCACAGGUUGCGUGUAAAAAAGCUUGUGAACACAUUGCAAACUCAUUCUACAAACUGCUACUGAGCGAUGACGUCAAACAAAUAUCAACGGGUGCACUACAACAAAUUAGUCUUGACUUGAUGCAAUGCGAAGUGUUUGCCGGAACCGAUCCAGUGCCCGGCUUAAAAGUCGAUGAAGCGUCAGCCUAUUUUGCAGAAGUGCGUCAACUAUUAGAUCUUUUGAUCCUAGAAGAGUGGAGUAUUUAUUUAAGUGACUAUGGAAAACCCGAUAAUCGUUACAAUUUGGUGAAACCGAAAGACAUUAUUAUUGUUUUAGAAAAAAUACGCGAAGCAGAUAAAAAGAAUGUCUUUUCCGUUUUGAAAAAAUCGGAACGUGACAAGAAAAAAUUGUGGGAAACCGUACUCAAACAACUAAAACAAUUAGCCGAUCGAUAAAAUCAUUUUUUGUUCAUUUAUUCAUUUGUUUAAUUCUCAUAAUUUUAAUCAGUUUUCAAAAAGCUGCCAGCAAUAUAUAUUAAAUACAUAGAACAUUUCUGAGGUUAUUGUUAACAAAUAUAAACAAAUAAAUAAUGUUUUUAGUACAUUCUAACGUUGAAAAAUGAAACGUUUUGGCCCCUUCUGGUGGUCAUUUUCGUGUCAAAUGGAACGG
Molecule: messenger RNA, 2588 nt
Organism: Contarinia nasturtii (swede midge)
Lineage: Eukaryota; Metazoa; Arthropoda; Insecta; Diptera; Cecidomyiidae
Gene: Sec15
Product: exocyst complex component 6
Exons: 2
Coding region: 68-2374 (768 amino acids)
Biological process (GO): exocytosis; Golgi to plasma membrane transport; intracellular protein transport
Cellular component (GO): membrane; exocyst
Source: RefSeq, a predicted model, not a curated record